Molecule: messenger RNA, 1479 nt
Organism: Trichoderma gamsii
Lineage: Eukaryota; Fungi; Ascomycota; Sordariomycetes; Hypocreales; Hypocreaceae
Exons: 2
Coding region: 1-1479 (492 amino acids)
Source: RefSeq, a predicted model, not a curated record
AUGAAGAACAUGGCGCAACACUUUCAUGGGAAGCACAACCACUUUUUGUUCAACGAUAAUGGCGACGGUACCUUUUCCCCGGUGAGAGCCUACACAAAUAGGGACGACAGCUCUCCUGGCAUCAUCAUUUCGCGCAUUCCGAUAUCUCCUGGGGCACCACCCGCCGCAACCCCGGAAUUCUCAGAGAAGCAAAGACAGCUGCAACUGAGCAAAAAGGGUUCGCCUAUGCCGUACAUACCCGCAGGCCCUCGUGAAGCCACGAUUGGAAGCGCUCUAGGAGGCAGUUCCCCUGAUAUAUCAAAACGUACUUUGCGCACUGAGGCAGUCAACGAUGUCAUGGACGAGAGACUGGCAAAACGUCCCAAGAAGACUCCAGUGCCUCUACCCGUUCAAGCAACUGUGCUGCCGCCAUCACCAACGCCACCCAGUUUGCCUAUGGAGCAGCCACCUUUGACUAAAACGCUCGCGUAUUUGCACCGGUUUCUUUCACCAAACCAGCAAAUCCCUUCUCGGCCGGACAUACUUGCACUCUCAAAAUAUGAGCGGGUUCGGAAUGUGCCAGCUUCGUGGAUAGACUAUCAUAUUGAUAAGACGAUCGAUCCUCUCCACUACGCCUGUGUUUUGGCGUAUCUAGUAGGCACUGCAGAAGAAAAGAAUCCAUGCCGCAAAUGGAAAGGAGUAUCGCGGCUGUCUGAUCCCUGCGUAGGUUUGCCUGCGAGUCUCCCGGCUGAAGCGCGAGCUGCAUUUAGCAGAACAACGACGUGUAUGGCCUGCCAGUAUCAGUAUUGCUUCAACCGUACCAAAAACGAGUGCGAAUGGGCCAGAAACGAGCUGGCGCUCGAUGGUAUGAGUGAAGAAGCAGAUGCAACAGCGCAGGCAGAGGCAGAGGCGACACCCCAGUCUAGGCUCGAAUCAGCAUAUGAUACCAGGUCCAAGGCAGUUGUAGCGGAUGGCGGGCACGCAGACGAUGAUUAUGAUAUGAUAUCAGAUGGCGUGCCACUAUCGAAAAUGGAGCCUGAGCAGGUCCCCAUCCGAACCUCUCAAACCAAGAGCCCACCACCUGUAUCAAAUGCCAGACAAAAUUCAACAGCCGCUCAGAUGGAGGCGGAAGAAAUGGAAGACUGGGAAGUUGCCCCUGGUACAAUCAAAGACGAAGUGACUAAUAUGAAUAUCGGCUUUUCCAACGCCUACAUGUCUGACCAACGUCCUGUUACCAUCUCCCCAGGGGUCAGCUUCAACGUUCUUGUCCUGAAGCCAGGACGCUCGUAUAACUGGCCGGAGGUGAUGAGUAUGGUGCGCACGUGUUCUGUCAGCGCCGGCAAGAUCAGUGUCAAGAUGGGCGACAACGGGACGUUCAAGCUAGGCCCAAACGGAGUAGUUGUCAUACGGCCAGGACAAACUUGUACAGUCUCAAACCGGCUUUACACAGACGCGGUGCUUCAUUGCACGACUUUUGAAGAUGACUUUCAGAUGAAGUGA